CAACGAUUAAGACAGUAACGAAACUUUACUUCGAAAAAGAUGGAAACGAAAAAAUACUUAGGAAUAUAUCUCCUUAUUGUGACUUCUGCAUACGCAGUAGCAAGUCCAGCCACUCUUAACUGCAAUGGAAAACAAAAAAUAUGCGUUGGGCCAAUGGCCCUUAAGGAAUGUGAAUUUGACCCGGAAGGAACAUCGUCAUUCGCAAAAGUUGGACCCUCUACACCAUGUAUAGAAAACUCACUGUGCAUGAGUGUUGGUGAUACAGUAACUUGUACUCCAUUUGAUCAAGAAAGUACACCAAUUUCGGUAGGAGUAACUGAAGGACAAAUUCAAACAACUUCAUCUGUUGCGCCUGCUGGUGAAGAACCGAUAACCGAUGGCCCAACUACAAUAUUGAGCACUCUUACGCCGAUCGUCGAUGAAACAACAGUUGAUUUAUUGAAAGUCAUAGUAAAUGAACCAAGUACACCAGUCACCGUUGAAUCAAUUCCAAUCUCAAAUGAAGCAAGUGCACCUGUAACUGUUGAAUCAGGAACCAUCACAGAUGAGCCAAGUUCAUCUGUCCCCGUUAAACCUGGAAUUUCUGAGCCAACUGCUGACCCCAUUGAAGUAUAUAUUGCUGAAGUUCAGAUAACAGAUCAGCCAUCAGCUCCAACAGGCUUUAUCGAAGCUGAACCAAGUUCAAUAAUUGCUACUGAAUCACUUCCCAUCGCAUCCGAACCAAAGGUACAAGUCAUCGUUGAAUCAGGACCAAGUGCAGCUGAACCAAGUGCACCAGUCGGCCCUGAGACAGGCCCAACCGUAGCUGAACCAAGUUCAACAAUCGCUACUGAAUCAGCCCCAAUCGCAUCCGAACCAAAUGUACAAGUCACCGUUGAAUCAGGACCAAUUGCAGCUGAACCAAGUUCACCAAUCGCUACUGAAUCAGUCCCAAUCGCUUCUGAACCAAAUGUACCAGUCAUCUCUGAAACAGGCCCAAUCGCCACUGAAGGAAGUUCACCAAUCGUUACUGAAUCAGCCCCAAUUGUAGCCGAACCAAGUUCACCAAUCGCUAUUGAAUCCGCACUAAUCGCAUCCGAACCAAAUGUACAAGUCACCGUUGAAUCAGGACCAAUUGCAGCUGACCCAAGUGCACCAAACAACGCUGAAUCUGGUCAAGUUGAAGUUAAUGAAAAUGCACCAGUCACGGUUGAAUCAGUCCCACUCACAUCCGAACCAAAUGUACAAGUCACCGUCGAAUCAGGACCAAUUGCAGCUGAACCAAGUGCAAUAGUCACCCCUGAAUCAGUUCCAAUUGCUUCUGAACCAAAUGCACCAAUCGCCACUGAAACAGGCCCAACCGUAGCUGAACCAAGUUCAACAAUCGCUACUGAAUCAGCCCCAAUCGCAUCCGAACCAAAUGUACAAGUCACCGUUGAAUCAGGACCAAUUGCAGCUGACCCAAGUGCACCAGUCAACGCUGAAUCUGGUCCAGUUGAAGUUAUUGAAAAUGCACCAGUCACGGUUGAAUCAGUCCCACUCACAUAUGAACCAAAUGUACAAGUCACCGUCGAAUCAGGACCAAUUGCAGCUGAACCAAGUGCAAUAGUCACCCCUGAAUCAGUUCCAAUUGCUUCUGAACCAAAUGCACCAGUCGCUGCUGAAACAGGACCAACCGUAGAUGAACCAAGUUCAAUAAUCGCUACUGAAUCAGCCCCAAUCGCAUCCGAACCAAAUGUACAAGUCACCGUUGAAUCAGCACCAAUUGCAGCUGAUUCAGUCCCAAUUGCAUCCGAAUCAAAUGUACAAGUCACCGUUGAAACGAGCCCAGUUCCAGUUGAACCAAAUGCACCAGUCACCGCUGAAUCAGUCCCAAUCGAAGCUGAAGCAAGUUCAACAAUCGGUACUGAAUCCGUCUCAAUCACAUCCGAACCAAAUGUACAAGUAACUGUUCAAACGGGCCCAAUUCCAGCUGAUCCAAGUGCACCAGUCAACGCUGAAUCUGGUCCACUUGCAGUUGAUAAAAAUGCAAUAGUCACCGUUGAAUCAGGUACAGUUGAACCAAAUGCACCCGUAACCGCUGAAACAAUCCCUAUCGCAGCUGAACCAAGUUCACCAAACGCUACUGAAUCAGUAUCAAUCGCAGCUGAACCAAGUUCAACAAUCGCUACUGAAUCCGUCUCAAUCGCAUCCGAAUCAAAUGUACAAGUGAACAUUGAAUUAGGACCAAUUGCAGCUAAACCAAGUGCACCAGUCACCCCUGAAUCAGUCCCAAUCGCUUCUGAAACAAAUGAACUAGUCACCACUGAAACAGGCCCUAUCGCAGCUGAACCAAGUUCAACAAUCGCUACUGAAUCAGUUUCAAUCGCAGCUGAACCAAGUUCAACAAUCGCUACUGAAUCCGUCUCAAUCGCAUCCGAAUCAAAUGUACAAGUCACCGUUGAAUCAGGACCAAUUGCAGCUGAAUCAGUCCCAAUUGCAUCCGAAUCAAAUGUACAAGUCACCGUUGAAACGAGCCCAGUUCCAGUUGAACCAAAUGCACCAGUCACCGCUGAAUCAGUCCCAAUCGAAGCUGAAGCAAGUUCACCAAUCGCUAUCGAAUCCGCACUAAUCGCAUCCGAACCAAAUGUACAAGUCACAGUUGAAUCGGGACCAAUUGCAGCUGAACCAAGUGCAAUAGUCACCCCUGAAUCAGUUCCAAUUGCUUCUGAACCCAAUGCACCAGUCGCCGCUGAAACAGACCCGACCGUAGCUGAACCAAGUUCAACAAUUGCUAAUGAAUCAGCCCCAAUCGCAUCCGAACCAAAUCUACAAGUCAACAUUGAAUCAGGACGAAUUGCUACUGAAGCAAGUUCACCAAUCGUUACUGAAUCAGUCCCAAUCGCAUCCGAAUCAAAUGUACAAGUCACCGUUGAAACGAGCCCAAUUCCAACUGACCCAAGUGCACCAGUCAACGCUGAAUCUGGUCCACUUGCAGUUGAUGAAAAUGCACCAGUCACCGUUUCAUCAGGCGCAGCUCAACCAAAUGCACCCGUAACCGCUGAAACAAGCCCUAACGCAGCUGAACCAAAUUCACCAAUCGCUACUGAAUCAGUACCAAUCGCAUCCGAACCAAAUGUACAAGUGAACGUUGAAUUAGGACCAAUUGCAGCUAAACCAAGUUCACCAGUCACCCCUGAAUCAGUCCCAAUCGCUUCUGAAACAAAUGAACUAGUCACCGCUGAAACAGGCCCUAUCGAAGCUGAACCAAGUUCAACAAUCGCUACUGAAUCAGUUUCAAUCGCAGCUGAACCAAGUUCAACAAUCGCUACUGAAUCCGUCUCAAUCGCAUCCGAAUCAAAUGUACAAGUCAACGUUGAAUUAGCACCAAUUGCAGCUAAACCAAGUGCACCAGUCACCCCUGAAUCAGUCCCAAUCGCUUCUGAAACAAAUGAACCAGUCACCGCUGAAACAGGCCCUAUCGCUGCUGAACCAAGUUCACCAAUCGCUACGGAAUCAGUCCCAAUUGCAUCCGAAUCAAAUGUACAAGUCACCGUUGAGACGAACCUAAUUUCAGCUGACCCAAGUGCACCAGUCAACGCUGAAUCUGGUCCAAUUGCAGUUGAUGAAAAUGCACCAGUCACCGUUUCAUCAGGCGCAGCUCAACCAAAUGCACCCGUAACCGCUGAAACAAGCCCUAACGCAGCUGAACCAAAUUCACCAAUCGCUACUGAAUCAGUACCAAUCGCAUCCGAACCAAAUGUACAAGUCACUGUUCAAACGGGCCCAAUUCCAGCUGACCCAAGUGCACCAGUCAACCCUAAAUCUGGUCCAAUUGCAGUUGAUGAAAAUGCAGCAGUCACCGUUGAAUCAGCGGCAAUUGUACCAAAUGCACCAGUCACCGCUGAAUCAGUCCCAAUCGAAGCUGAAGCAAGUUCGACAAUCGCUACUGAAUCCGUCUCAAUCGCAUCCGAACCAAAUGUACAAGUCAACGUUGAAUUAGGACCAAUUGCAGCUAAACCAAGUGCACCAGUCACCACUGAAUCAGUCCCAAUCGCUUCAGAAACAAAUACACCAGUCGCCUCUGAAACAGGCCCAAUCGUAGCUGAACCAAGUUCACCAAUCGAUACUGAAUCAGUCCCAAUCGCAUCCGAACCAAAUGUACAAGUCACCGUUCAAACGGGCCCAAUUCCAGCUUACCCAAGUGCACCAGUCAACGCUGAAACUGGUCCAAUUGCAGUUGAUGAAAAUGCACCAGUUACCGUUGAAUCAGGUGCAGCUGAGCCAAAUGCACCCGUCACUUCUGAAACAGGCCCUAUCGCAGCUGAACCAAAUGCACCAGUCACUGCUGAUUCAGGCCCAAUCGAUUCUGAACCAAAUGCACCAGUUACCGCUGGUUCAGAAAUCCUUGAGUCAAAUGCUGCCGCUGUAUCUACUGUUGUUAUACAAAUAACAGAUGAACCAUCUGUUCCAACAAGUGGUCCAAUUGAAUCUACUUCGAACCCAAGCUCAUCAGUCACUACUGCAUCAAGACCAAUCGCAGCUGGGCCAAGUUCACCAAUCGCUACUGAAUCAGUCUCAAUCGUAUCCGAACCAAAUGCACCAGUCGCCGCUGAAACAGUUCCAAUUCCAGUUGAACCAAGUGCACCAGUCACUGCUGGUUCAGGAACAAUCGAUUCUGAACCAAAUGUACCAGUUACCACUGGGUCAGAAAUCAUUGAUGCAAAUGCUGCCGCUAUAUAUAAUGUUGAAGUACAAACAACAGAUGAGCAAUCAGUUCCAACUAGCAGCCCAACCGAAUCUACUUCUAACCCAAGCUCAUCACUCACAACUGCAUCAAGACCAAUCGCAGCUCAACCAAGUGUACCAAUCGCUACUGAAUCGGGACCAAUCGCAGCUGAACCAAGUUCACCAAUCGCUACUGAAUCAGUCUCAAUCUUAUCCGAACCAAAUUCACCAGUCAGCGCUGAAACAGGCCCUAUCGCAUCCAACCCAAAUGUACAAGUUACCGUUGAAUCACGACCAAUUGCAGCUGAACCAAAUGCACCAGUCGCCGCUGGAACAAGUCCAAUUGCAGCUGAACCAAGUUCAGCAAUCGCUACUGAAUCAGGAUCAAUCACAGCUGAACCAAAUUCACCAAUCGCUACUGAACCAGUUCCAACAGCAUCCGAACCAAAUUUACAAGUAACCGUUGAAACGGGCCCAAUUCCAGCUGAACCAAUUGUAUCAGUCAACGCUGGAUCAGGCCCAAUUGUUUCUGAACCAAAUAAACCAGUUGCCACUGGAUCAGAAAUCCAUGAGUCAAAUGCUGCCGCUGUAUCUACUGUUGUUGUACAAAUAACAGAUAUACCAUCAGUGCCAACAAGUGGCCCAAUUGAAUCGACUUCGGACCCAAGCUCAUCAGUCACCAAUGCUUCAGGCCCAAUCGCAGCUAAACCAAGUUCACCAGUCGCUUCUGAUUUAGGUCCAAUUUCCGCUGAACCAAAUGCACCAAUCACCACUGGGUCAGAAAUUCUUAACGCAAAUGCUGCCGCUGUGCCUAACGUUGAAAUUCAAGUAACAGAUGAGACAUCAGCUCCAACUAAUACCUCUUCCAACCCCAGUCCAGCUGCUCCAGUCACCAAUGAAUCAGGUCCAAUCGCUACUGAAAUAAAUGCACCAACCAACUCGGAGUCAGGCCCUUCUUCUGAACCAAAUCCUCAGGUUGUCUUUACGAAGGUCAUCAAUCCAGUACAAAGCAAUGGUGUUCCAGUUAGUACAACAAGUGCACCAAUUGCCAGCGAAUCAAUUGUUCCUGAGGUUUCCUCUUCCUUAGACGGAACAUCUGUUGAUCAAGUCCAAAUAACAGAUCUUCCAGCUACUUCAACUGCUGAUCAAGUUCGUUCCGAUGGAGGACCAAUAACAUCAGACCAAAAUGAUUCCACAACCCCCACUGGAUUACAAACUCCCCAGGUUGUCUUUACUAAAGUAAUCAAUCCAGAACAAACUACAGAUCUUCCAGUUGUUUCAAUAAGUGGACCAAUUGCCCCCGAAUCUGUUGUGCCUGAGGUGAGCUCUGCCUCAGUAGGAACUUCUAUUGAUCAAGUUCAAAUAACAGACCUUCCAGCUGUUUCAACUAGUGGUCAACCUAAUUCCAAUAGUGGAUCAUUACCAUCACAAACACCCCAAGUGAUCUUCAACAAAGUUAUCAAUCCAGUAGAAACCACAGUUGUUGGGUCUUCUGACUCUGCUAAUGCAGUUGCUUCAUCUUCCGGCCAGGAUGUUACAACACCUACAAGUAAACCAUGUAAUGAUGGUCCUUGGUGGUGGCCCUUCAGCUCUAUUGGUCCAUGUCCUGUAGACCAAUCUUCUAAAACAAAUGUUUCGAAUCUACCUGGAUGGCUGCGAAGAACUUCCGAAUCAGAAGAGUCUAAUGAAGAAAAGUCAGAAUAUCCUGCUAACCUUCCACUUAUUCCUAGAGAAUCCUCUACAGAGCUCUCGAGUUCGGCUGUGCCCGUUCGAGAUGUUCUUGUAUUCAGUCGUCUUCCAGUAACUGGAAAGCCUGAUUUAAAAAAAUCAAAAGAUAGUAACGAAGCUUCAGAAGAAGACGAGGAGGACGACGAGAAAUCAUCCAAGAAUAAAUCCAGUGAAAAAUCGUCAGAAUCUAACAAAAAGAAGGAAAAAUCAAAAAAGAAGAAAAACCACGAUGAUUCUAACGAAAGUAAGGAAGAAAAGUUAAAGCAAAAAAAGAAGAAGGACAGUAGCCAAAGCGAUGACGAAAGUAAGGAAUUAAAAAAGAAGAAAAACAAGAAGAGUGAAGAAGAUAAUAACUCCAACGAAAGCAUCGAAAUACUAAAAAAAAAGUCAAAGAAGAAGAACAGCAGUAACAGCGAUGAAGACAAUAAAUCAGUUGAAAGCGCUGAGCAAAAGAAGAAUAAAAAGAAACAAAAAUCCAAAAAGAACAGCGAUGAAGAUAAAUCAUCAUCUGAAAGCAAUGACAAGAAGGAGAAGAAAUCGAAAAAGAAGAAUAAAAAUGAAAGUGAAGAAAGUAAUAGCGGCGAAGAAGAGAAUAAAUCCUCGAGUAAACAUCAAAACCAUCGUCACCAUCACCGACAUUAAUCUUAGAGAUGUAGCUUCUUUAGCUCGAGACUAAAUAUUUGGAAGUCUAUAGGAUCAAAUCAAAUGCCAAUACGAAAAACAAAUCGAAGAAAAAUUUUAUUUUUUUUAUAAUUAAUAGAGAAUUAUUGAUAUUUUAGUAACAUUGGUGUUAUUUUAUUAAAUAAAUCAAAAUCAGCAAUUAAGCGACAGUCUUAAAUUUUAA
This is a messenger RNA of Eupeodes corollae, 7258 nucleotides long. Its product is annotated as mucin-2-like. The record is from RefSeq and is a predicted model, not a curated record. Gene Ontology annotation, biological process: ubiquitin-dependent protein catabolic process; mRNA processing; protein ubiquitination. The transcript is spliced from 2 exons. Gene Ontology annotation, cellular component: nucleus. Lineage: Eukaryota; Metazoa; Arthropoda; Insecta; Diptera; Syrphidae. Gene Ontology annotation, molecular function: ubiquitin protein ligase activity. Bases 40 to 7056 code for a protein of 2338 amino acids.